AGCACACCCCGGUUAAUACUUAAGGGAGAAUGAUGUUGAGGGGUGAUGGAGAGCAAAGCUGCGGCACUGAGGGACGACAAGUGACGAGACGGCAAAGUGAACGAGUGUUGGUGCAUGAGGCCUUCAGGUCCGGCUAGGAGAAUCCAUGGAGCCAUACAUCAUACCCUUGCACUCCUCCUCUCCCCCUCCACUGGAUGAUGACGGCGGCGAUGGGGAGGCUGGAUCAGAGGACGAGGAGUUUGGAGACUUUGGGGGAUUUUCUGUCGGGGUGUCCUGCUUCGCUGAUUCUACUGAGCCACCAUCCAGCCUCAGACAGCCCUCUCUUAUCACAAAGCCAGCUACGCAUCAACCCACCUGCAGCUUUAAUCAACUAGUUGAACAAUCCCAAUCUGUAUCCACUGAGAACUCAGGUUCCAGCAGGGGCCAGGUUGAUGUGGAAGGGCAGGGUCGUAAUGCUGAAUCAUCUUUGCACCUCACAAACGGAUAUGCUGAAGGAGACCACAACUCAGGGGCUCAGAGUGCUUCUGUAGUUGGUACUUGCUCUCCCAAGGAGGAAACAGGGUUUGCUGAUUUCACUGUGUUUACAGAGCAGGCAGCACACCCCUGGUGCUGUGGCUUCUCUCACUUAGGCGGUACGGAGCUGUGGGCUGGCGGAGUGGAAGGAACAAACUUGGGUAAUCAAGCCUGUGAUCCAGGUCAUGAGGUUAUAAUGGACUCUGAGCCCAGAGCUCAUUGCACUACGGUCAAGCACUGUGAGAAAAGAGAUGCAGCACUUGUGCAACCAUCUCAGGACCAACAUCAGCCUCAGGAAGCUGCAGCAGCUUUGGUAUUUCCAUCCGAACAGUCUCAUCUUAGGGAGGAGGAUGCAGGCAAGCAUGGGGACAGUUUGAGGGACAGGAGGCAUGGUUUAAAUUCUAUACAAACCUUGGAGGUACAAGAGGAUGAAGAGUCAGAGAAAGAAGGAGAGAGGAGCGUUUCUACUUUCCCCCAAACACUCAGUGUGUACGAGUCUGCUUCAGAGGACCUGGCAUCCACCUGCGAUGAUUUCUCAUUUGAGGGUGCUUCUGCUGACUUGGAACCAAAUGUUUCAUCUCUUGGUUCACCAGAGGAUCAUACUGAAUCAGACCAGACUGAUAUUGAGGAUGAAGAACUGGAAAACUACAGGCCUUGUGACUCUCUUGUCAACAGCAGCAUGGCAAAUCUCAGCCAGUCGGAGGCAGAGAAGGAUUUUCAUCAUUGCGACCAAACUGCAACUCAGGAAACUUCUGCUACCUCCAACCAGUCACAAUCUGCAACAUGGUCAGAAGACAAAUUGGCAGACACCAAUGAGAGUAGUUUUGAGCAUCACAGCAACCAAGAAUGUGUCCAAACAGCUGAUGUAAGCGUGCAGAGUCUGGGGAGCCUCCCACCGAGUGACAGUUUCGCGGAUUUCUGCUCAGCGCCCACACAAGAGGAUGGAGAAGCAUCAUGGGCGGAGUUCCAGGAUCAGGGGGCUCAGGAGGAGGGAAAAACUUGGACACAGUUAAGAGUCAGCAGCCAUCAGACUGAUGGGGAUGCUGAGGAAGAACCAGACAGGGUGGGACAAUAUGGAGUUUUAAGGAGAAACAGUGGUCAGGCAUCAUUGUCCUGCCGUGUCCAGCAGCUCCUCUGGGCCAGUUUCCCAGAGGUGAUGGUCCCAGCUGUGGAAGGCGAGGAGGAGACGCUGAGCCUCGGUGCUCUGCUUCACACGCGACACCUCCCCGAGAGUGAGGAGGGGAAGAUGCCAGAACUCAGCGGUGCUCAGUGGGCUCAGCGGGGUGUGUGGUGGCCACACCAAGAUGUCCACAGUGCAAUUGGCCUCCAGUUUCAGUGGGGUGGCUCCCAUACAAACAGGACUCUGCUCAGGUGCCUCGGAGUGGACACGAGGAACAUUGUGUUCAUUGGCAUGAAAAAGCAGCCAGUGGCUGUCCCCGCUUUUGCAUCCACCCUGGGGAUGCUAGAACCCAUCAAAGAUUCUGUGCCAGUUGUCUGUUCUCCAGACACAGCAGUCACAGCACAAGCACCUCCAGAGCCCCAGGACAUCCCAGACCCCUCAACAGACUCAGUGCAGGAGGCACUCCCUUCCAACCAGCUGGACUGGAGCCGCCGUGGCCUUAGCAGCUCUCAGGACGGCUGCUCUGCUCUCAAUCUGGAUUAUUUUGGUCCUGAGGAGGAGAGCAAGUCCAGCAACUGCAGAAGCCAUAGCAACAGUCCUCCACCAGGCGUCGACCCUGAGCUGUAUGAGUUGACCAUCAGCAAACUGGAAACCACCACUAACAGCUGCCACCUAGAGGACACUUUGAAUCGCCUUAUGUCCACUGCAGAGAGGACCAGCACUUCAGUCAGGAAACCCCAGCAGGAUGAAGAGCUGAGUGCGGAGGCUGGCAGGGUGAUCGCUGGACUUCCUAACCUGUCCUUCAUGAAGGCCAAGGUCCUUAUGUUCCCAAGCGUCCUCGUACCCAAAGAAUGUAGUUCCUCAUACAGGGUUUAAAUUCUUCAUAGGUUUUAAGGACACAAGAGGUUGAUCUUCCUACUUCGGUCAAAAUACUCCACCUGCUGGCUAAACUGGUAAAGCUCUCAGUACAGAGGCAGAAUAUCAUCAUAUAUACCAGCUCUUACAUUCAUUUCAAUGUACAAUAAUAUGCAGAGUGAAAAGAUGUAGGUCUGCAGUUAAUCUCAAGUAUUUCUUUUCUUAAACUCAAGCAUUGUGGUUUAUCUUGGUUUAAACUGACCCACACACCCAUUCACUAGGGACAGCAACCUCACCAACUUAUGUUUGAUUUUGUAUGAAUGUGUUUGUAUUAUGUUAUAACAUGUAUCAGCUUAUUUUGGAUAUAAAAUUAUUAUAGACAAAGAUUACAAUAUACUUUGGUGAUAUGGGAGAUGUAAAGAAAAGUGGCCAUGAAGAUGCAUGAAAUAUGA
This is a messenger RNA of Toxotes jaculatrix (banded archerfish), 2940 nucleotides long. RefSeq names its product aftiphilin b (gene aftphb). Gene Ontology annotation, molecular function: clathrin binding. NCBI's taxonomy places the organism in Eukaryota, Metazoa, Chordata, Actinopteri, Toxotidae. The record is from RefSeq and is a predicted model, not a curated record. Gene Ontology annotation, biological process: intracellular transport. Gene Ontology annotation, cellular component: AP-1 adaptor complex; trans-Golgi network membrane. The coding region runs from base 146 to 2509 and encodes 787 amino acids. The transcript has 10 exons.